AUGGGGCAAGAAAUGUUGAUGUUUUCCAAGUGGGAAGCCAGGGUCUCGGCCAAGGUAGCGAAUGCAAGUGCUGAUCAAAUAUGGCCAUUGGUUAAAGAUUUCUUUGGGAUACACAAAUACUUCCCAAAUCUCCAAAUCUCAUAUGGCAUCGAAGGCAAAAAUGGUGAGAUUGGCUCAAUCCGUUAUUGUGAAUCAUGUGAUUUGGUAAAAUCAAGUGAUGAUGAUGAUGAUGAUGAUGGGAAGAAGCAGCCUUUGGUGAAUUGGGCUAAGGAGAGGAUAAUAGGAAUUGACCCAAAUGAAAAGUCUCUGACUUAUGAAUUAAUUGAUAGCAAUAUUGGGUUCAAUUCUUAUGUUUCAACCAUGAAGGUGGCGACCAUGAACAAUUGUGCAAAAAUCAGUGAUGAUGAAUCUGUUGGAUGUGUUCUUGAAUGGUCAUUUUCAGUUGAUCCGGUGGAAGGCUUCAAAUUUGAAGAUUUAGUUACACAAUAUCGGUUGUGGCUGCAGAAAAUGGCUCAAAACAUGAAGGAUUUGUCCCAGUAA
Molecule: messenger RNA, 540 nt
Organism: Oldenlandia corymbosa var. corymbosa
Lineage: Eukaryota; Viridiplantae; Streptophyta; Magnoliopsida; Gentianales; Rubiaceae
Source: the annotation of a GenBank genome assembly